AUGGACAGGUACCUGCUACAGCUUCAGAGACGUGAUGCUCAGUCACGCACAGCAAAUGACACCGUCGCUGAACUCUCACAAGUAGCUCUACUCAAACGCCAACUUGAAGAACAGCGUGAAGUCAGUCGUAAGCUUCAGCAAGCGACUACUCGACUGAGUAGCUUGCUCAAGGCAGAGACGCGCAAGACGGAAGAGUACAAGCAGACUGCACAGGACAAGAAUACCUCGAUUCAGACGCUGCAGGAUGAGCUCUUUACUAGCCAGCUAGAAUUGACACAAGCAGAAGCACAAGUCACGGCGUUACGUGCAGAGAACGAUGCUCUGGUAGCACGCUGGAUUGAACGCGUCAACAUCGAAGCACAGUCGUCAUGA
Messenger RNA from Protomyces lactucae-debilis, 372 nucleotides. RefSeq lists its product as uncharacterized. The record is from RefSeq and is a predicted model, not a curated record. Bases 1 to 372 code for a protein of 123 amino acids. Lineage: Eukaryota; Fungi; Ascomycota; Taphrinomycetes; Taphrinales; Protomycetaceae. The transcript has 3 exons.